Molecule: messenger RNA, 982 nt
Organism: Rhagoletis zephyria (snowberry fruit fly)
Lineage: Eukaryota; Metazoa; Arthropoda; Insecta; Diptera; Tephritidae
Gene: Cpr64Ad
Product: Cuticular protein 64Ad
Cellular component (GO): extracellular matrix
Source: RefSeq, a predicted model, not a curated record
UUUUAAUCAACCGACAGUGAGAAUCUAAUCAGCUUAAGCACACAAUGAGUCCAUUUGUUUUUGCCGCUGUUCUGUCCACUUUGGCACUCUCCGCCAAUGCUGGUAUUGUUGCUGGUCCCGCGCCCCUCGCAUAUGCUGCCGCACCUGCUUCACCAUUUGCCUACGCCGCCGCACCAGCUGCCUAUGCCGCCGCCCCCUUCUACGCUCGUUAUGCCGCUGCUCCAGCACCUUUGGUUGCUGCCGCUGCUCCUGCACCCAUUGUGAAACCAGUUGUUGCCAGACAAUUCGCCGCUGCGCCAGCACCACUUCUUGCUCCUCGCGCUUUUGCUGCUCCAGUUGCCGCACCGGUCGCUGCCGCCCCUGCUCCAUUAGUUGCCGCCGCCGCUCCUGCACCACUAGCUGUCGCUUCAGAUAUUGUUGACCCAUACCCACAGUACAGUUACGCCUACAACGUGCAGGAUACUCUGACCGGUGACUCAAAGACCCAAGAGGAGACACGCGAUGGUGAUAUCGUACGCGGCUCAUACUCGCUCAUCGAACCCGAUGGUUCCCGUCGUAUUGUCAACUACUACGCUGAUUCCAUCAACGGUUUCAAUGCUGUCGUACAGAAGGAUGUGCCGGUGGCUGCUGUUGCACCCGUCGUCGCUGCCAAGUCUGUUGCUGCCCCCCUCGUAGCCGCGCCAGCACCAGUUGUUGCCAAGUCCUUCGCUGCUCCAAUUGUUGUCUAAGCCACACGGAAGGAAACAGGCCGGAUUAUUGACCAUUGACCUAUUGAUUACCAACGUACCGACACCCUCUUGUCCAAAUGUCAGCUAAUUGUUGAGUUGCGAUUGCCUUGCCGAUUGAAUGAGGAGCGCUGUGCGCGCCAAAUAUGGGCGGAACAAGGCAAUUCAACAGGGGACAUCCAUUUGUAAAUAAACUAGAAAUACUCAUUGUCUUUGUUGAAAACUUUCAUCGUUAAUAAAAAAAAUUUGAUAAACAA